Epinephelus lanceolatus (giant grouper) is the source of this 5411-nucleotide messenger RNA. RefSeq lists its product as uncharacterized. The record is from RefSeq and is a predicted model, not a curated record. Lineage: Eukaryota; Metazoa; Chordata; Actinopteri; Perciformes; Serranidae.
GGUGCCACAGGAAGUGUGUGCGGUUCAUCCUUUGCCUGCAGAAUAAGGGGGAGCUAACGGUAUUUAAUUACAACAAAUCGCUCAAUAAUUCCAACGAAAGAGAAAUAGCAUAUAAAAUUGCCUGAUAUCUUCAGCUGAGAUGAGCGCUGCGGUACCCAACCAUCGGAGGACCAAGCCCGGUGGGAUAAAGACCGGGGUAGUGACCAGCGGCGUGACUGGGCCGACCUCCCAGAUCCCCGGUCUGUCCCAGACUGCAGAUGAAACGUCUCCGGUGGAGAGGAUAAGCGGACGGCGAGUUGGGAUCUUUGAGUCAGACUCGGAGUAUGUCAAGCUGGCGAAGGGAGGAGGGCACAAAGGGCUGUUGAGUCAUGAUGCUGAUUCUGAUGACCAACCCAGGAAGCCGUACAACCCACCCAACUGGUUCGGAGGUGAUGAGUCAAAGAGCGGAAGCAAAGCGGUGUCUCCUGAUGGCGUGACGAAGGCGGCCAUGCGGCCUCUGAACGCCCCGUUUGGCACUGAUAACUGUUCGUCCUGGGAAAGAGACGAUAGAGUUUCCCCCUCUAAUGAGAAGAUGUCUCCUGAUGGCGUCGCCAGUCAGCUUGAGGGUCUCGUUGUGACCAACAAAUACAAGAGAACGUCUUAUGAGAAGAAGGCUCCUCCAGUCAGCAUGUCCAAGCUGCUGAGUCAUGGCUACGUUGAGGAGAAGAAGAAGUCUCCCACUGACGACGAUGCCUCAAGUGUGACCUCAGAUCAGACCAGCACCGUCGCGACGGAGGACGUGGACGACCUGGAGUAGAGUGCACAGGUGCUGGUCUUGAGGGAAAGGGGGUCAUCCUAACACUGGUUCAUGGCUUCCACAAGAUCCACGAACACACUAAUCCGCCCCUCUCGGAUUCACUCGCGUUUAUUGUACAUCCACUGACUGUUAGGUUUUGUACUCAUGUUUAUGCAACGGUACUGUCCUCUCUAUUUAUUUGCUUUGAUUUGUAAAGAAGAAUCCACACAGAUUUUGUUGAGUAGACGUGUCAGUGCUCGCGGUAUCCUUUAUUUCUGUAUUGUCGUUUCUCGAUUUGAAAGACGAGUUGUGCACGGGGCAGGAAACUAACUCAAUUUGGAUGCAAACUGGAGACCUGUUAGUUUCCCUCCCUGGUUGUAUGAAGAUCGAGGUAGUGAAUUUAAAGUGUUUGUGCUUAAUGAAAUGUGGUUCCAGUGACGUGAAAUAUUAUUUGUUUCGAUUAAGGGCUCCUGCUCUCUGAAGGGAAUUUGGAGGUUUGUGUGUUUUCAGCUGUGGGGGUGGAAACGAUCAUUCGUUGAGACAGCCACCCUGCAGCUGUGACCACAUGCCAAAGUACAUACUGAUGGCCACGGCCGCCAGAAAGGGCCAACAAGGAUUGUUUUUUAGGUUGAUGCUCUGCAAAAGGUUGCUCUUCCCUCCUAUCCCCUCCGUAAUUGGGUCCCUAAAAUCGAGAAACAUCCCUCUUUUUCUGUGCAAGCUGCAUUCUUGUGCGAUAAUCAGGAUAAAAGGCCAUUCACAAGCCUGAUAUUAAAGAACUAAAUUAACUCAUGGGAUGCUUACAAGUCUCCAGAAGAUUUGAAUACUAUCAGGUGCUGCAAGAUCAAUUUUGUUGUCACUGUUUAUUAGGAAGCUCACCAGGAAAUCGGUGCCAAGUGUUUGAUGCCAGUCCAAGUGUCAGAAGCUUGCCAAUAAUAGAACUGAACUGGGUUUAUUCUGCAUGCUAAAGCCGUUCAGUGUUAUCUUAUUGCAUUCUCACUCAGCCUAAUAAACCCCAAACUCAUGCAGCAACAGAUAAAGCAUUCUGGGACAUUUUAGGAGGGGGGGGGGGCGGCCACCUUCAGCAGACUGCCAAGCUGAAAGUCAAGUCCAGCGUAAUUCCCUGUGAAGAUUAACGCAGACGAGUUUUUAAAAAGUGAGUUCUGAACGUGCCAACCAAGCAGUUUUUCCCUGCUCGCGCAGUGUUUUGACUUUGUAGACAUCAGUAGGAGAAGUUAGUGUUAGUGCACUGCCUGAUCACACCGAACCCUCCAACUCAUGACGUGUUUACCCAGCGGAUGGGAGUUUACUCUGCUCAGAUGAGAGACGUGGUUACUGCUGCAACAAUUUUGUGCCAGAAAACUUUACUGUCACAGACCUUUAGUCCUAUACGUAGGAACAAGAGCUUGCCAAGAGGUUUUGCCUGACGUCUACGAAGACAUUCUUACAUUUUACUCAGUGAAAUAAUCUUACCUAUUUUAAAAGUUCAUUUUAUGUGCGUAAAUUCCUUAAUACUUCCAGUAGCAAUUGAGAAAUGUGGAAUUAACAACCACCAAAUUGACUGAAAUAGAAACAUGUAUUAACAUGUUGUCAUUUGCUGAUUCAUACUGUUUCCUUGUCUCUAGACCCCAAUCGUCAUGUCAGCAUCGCGCUCGCAUGAUGUCAGCGUUCACACAACACUGAAGCCGCUGCCUAUAGUGUCAAUCAUCAAAGGAGCAGCCAAGCUUUCAGUCCAGUGUGCAAUUUUUCACCCUUUAGGUCACAGCUUUCUUCGAGCCCCGACCGAUGGCUGUCCCUAAUUAUUGUGACACUGGAUAAGGAUCUCACACCAGACAUAAUCCUUUUGGCUCUGAUAAAGAUUGAGAAGAUGACGAGAUCAAAAGAACUUUAUUUGUAUACCACUUUUCAAAACGUUUAACACAUUGAGAUCAGGAUAACACAAUGCAGAAUCAAAAAAUAAAUAGCGUUAAAGGAGAAAACAAGCCGUUAUCCGUAAAGAUAAAACCCCAACAUCUGCAGUAAAUUGUAAUAAUGCAGUAAAGAAUUAGGGUUUUAUUGGGCUUCACCCUCGUGUGCACAUCAGGGUUGGAAAUGAACUUUUCUUCUACCAGCCACUCAUUAGAUUAUGAUUGUUCUUUUGUCUGGUGCGUAAAGCAAAUCUAGUAGCUACUUGCACACUUUACCAGCAUUCAGCAUUUGUGUAUAUUGUCAAAAUAUAGAUGUGAGUGCACAGAAAAACACAAAAUCCAGUUUACUAAAAAAGGCCUUUUAAGACAUUCAAAGUCAUAAAUUUGCCUUGCCUUUUGUCGGCAGUAAUGUCAGAAAAUAUUUCUGUAUCUGUUUGUGUCGGAACAUUUGUUUUGACACCUACAAACUGAAAGUGUGAUUGAUUUGACAGGAUGUUCAUUCCUUUUUUCGAGGAGUUGUAGAAAACACUAGCCCCUUUUACACUGCCUGUUCAAGGCGGGAACAUUGUGCCGUGAUGCCGCCUCGGCGUUCUGUAUGUAAGGUACGACAGCGGAAAGAGGGGGGCAGAGUCGUCUCGCCUUUAAAUCGCCACGGGAGGUAGUAAGAGCGCCGAAAUGGUGUCUGUAUAAACAGGACAGCCUGCAAGAUGGGUUCAAGGGCAGCACGGGUGUGACAUUUUGACGAUGUGUUCGCUGUGCGGCCCACCUGGAGAUUUACAAAGUUGCUGUUAGCAGUUAGAAGCUAACUCAAAGAAGAACAGCGGCUGUAAAUUGGGAAGACAGUAAGAUUCGGGAGCUCCUUACCCUCUGAGCAGAGGACAAGAUCAGGCGCCAAUAACCAACACAUUCUCACUCCAGCCUCGUCACAUGUCAACAUUUGGUCAUGGACUUUCCAUGUCCAGAUAAAAUGUGAAAGGGUGCGUUGGUUGUUGACGUUCUGGGACUCCAUGUGCAGUUCAGCCUGUUACAUGCAUUGUCUUCUUUCAGCGCGCUACAUCAGUAAAACACUACAAAUCUGCAUUUAUUUGCCUUCAACAAUUAUGGUUGGGUUUAGGUGUUUGACCCAUUCACCACCCCUCCUGCCCACCCUACUCAGACGUUCGUCGCCUUAACUUUCAUUCGUGUCCCGCCACGUUUCCCCCUGACGCCGCCGAGCGUGCCACUGGUAAAGGACAGCUUUUUCGUCAGUGUCUAACACUCAUGGGUUACAUGUCACUCCCAUCAUGUGUCUUUUGAGUGACAAUGCCGCUGUCGUUUGAUUCUGUGUAAAAAUGCAAAGGAGGCGUGAAGAAGGGACUUCGUAGCGGCCUGUUGUGUGAUCUCUGUGUAGAAAGGGCUACUGUCACUUUCCCUAGCUACAGGAACUAGGGAAGCUCAUCGUCUCAUAAUGGUCAAAUGUCAAUUUUAGCAAGAACUUAAUUAAGCUCAGUUACUAAUCGGUCAGUAUAUCAGUUGUCCGUGUCCAGGUUGCAUUAAUUUAAUUGGUUAUGUCAUUAGGAUUUAUUGUUAUAUACUGCUGGGAACCACUGAAAAGAUUUCUAGGCCACAUUAUCCCAACUAAAACGGGUAUUAAAUUCCAAUUUAUGUGGUGAUAACAAGGUCUUAAAACAUCUUAAAUUUAACCAGGAGAACUGUGGAGCAACACAGACAAAAGAAAUGUGGCAUGAAGGUUUAGUUUGGACGGUGCUCACACAGUUGGCCUCCUAAACCCCAGCAGACAAUUGAAACGACUCCACCUCUUCGUCCUCUGUUUGUUUGCAGAAUUACUUUGACUGUCAGGACGUCUCAAAACCAGGUAAUGGAUUUCUGUGACACUUGAUGGACAGUUCAGCCUUAAGUCAUUUAACAGUUCUAAUUUCUUAGCCGUAAGCGUGAACCUGACGGUGACAGUAAAAUCCUAAUCCUACAGGGACAUUUGUCGGGCGGAGAAAAUGCUCUUAAAAAUGAAAAGGACAGGAAUGAUUUAUUUGGGUGUAACGGCGAGAUUAAAGCUCCGAGUGUUGUCCUAGUAAAUCCAACACAUUCAUCACCUGCGUCUCAGAAAUGAUGCAGCAGCAGCAGACUCUCAUUGGAAAAGAAUUUACUCUUACAAGAGAUGUGUCAUGUUCAACACAGGUUUAGGCUUGUCACUUUUUUUCCCAGCACAAUAUAUUUAAGCAAUUAUGCAUUAUUUAUCUGUUACGUGGUAUUAAAAAGUGUUGUUCCGAAAACUAGACGCACUGGAUUUUAUUUUGCAGUAGACAGAAUAGUGAAUGUAUCAUCUUUUUGUUUUUGCUUCAAACGACGGGUUUAUUUUUAUGAUAAAUAUUCAGGGUACAGUAUUUACAGUUAAAAAUAGUGUUUCGUCAAGUUGCAUCCUCUUCUCCCAGUGCGAGUUGGUGACAUAUCCAUUUACAAACAAAUAGCGGGAACCUUUAGUGGCUUAACUUUGCAAAAGUCCUCCCUGCGGUCUUGUCAUCUUGCUUUUUGAUCUGCAAGUGGUAUGCGUUCAUUUUUACAUGCGAGUGUACCAGAAGAGACUGAAGAAGGCAGCUUUUCAACAGAAGAUCCCUCAAGUGUUUGUGUUGUGAGGAGAAAUCCACCUGACAAGACUCAAUGUAACGACCCCGCUUAUCUUGAUGACUGCACACAGACUCUUAAUUAUCAUUUCAAUAAAUGGGCAUGUGCAUGUA